Molecule: messenger RNA, 1746 nt
Organism: Adineta steineri
Lineage: Eukaryota; Metazoa; Rotifera; Eurotatoria; Adinetida; Adinetidae
Source: the annotation of a GenBank genome assembly
AUGAAUUUUGAAUUAUUAGCUAAUGAAUUAAUCCUCGAUAUAUUUGAAUAUUUAAAUUCUACUCAACUUCUUCGUGCAUAUCAUGGUUUAAAUAUUCGUCUAAAUAAUCUUCUUUAUCUUCAUUUUCAAAAUUACUCACUUGAUUUUCGAUCUGUUAUUAAAAAUGAUUUUAAUGAUAUUUGUCAAAAUAUUCUUCCAUUAUUAACUCAUCAAAUUACUUCCAUACAUCUUUCAAAUGAUGAUGAUACACCUAAUCAACCGAAUUUAUUUCUUUCCUUUGGUUUUCAUUUUCGACAAUUCAGUAAUCUACAAUCACUUUCAUUACACUAUAUCCGUUCAAUGGAAUUAAUGAAUAAAAUUCUAUCCAAUUGUCCACAAUUAAUUUCUCUUAAUAUAAGUAAAUGUACUUACGAUGAUGAUUUCGAACAAUCAGCAAUAUGUUUAAAUACAAUAUGGAGUUUAAAAAGAUUAAAAUCUUGUUAUUUAGAUAUAGAAUCAUGGAAUAAUCUUGAAAAUCAAGUACCAAUAAUAAUCUCAUCAUCACUUCAAAUUCUCUCUAUUGAACAUGAAUUUAUUACUUUAAAUUGUUUAAAUUCUUUAUUUAUAUGUACACCUAAUCUACAUGAUCUCAAGAUUAAUAUUACAGAUAAAUUAGAUAAUGAAGAAUUAUUAUCAUUUAAUAUUCCUUCAUUAACAAAAUUAAAAAUUUAUUUUGAAAGUUCAUUAUUUAGUUUAAAAAAUCUUCUGAAAAAUUUACCGAAUUUAUCUCAAUUAAUUAUUCAAAUCGAUGAUAUAUGGAUUGAUGGAUACCAAUGGAAAGAUAUAAUUCGAAAUUAUUUUAAUAAUUUAAAAAUCUUUCAAUUAUUAAUGUUUCAUAGAAUUCAUCAAGAUAAAAUUAUAACAGAAGAAAUUGAUUAUUUAAUUGAAUCAUUUCAAACAAGAUUUUGGCUUGAACAACGUCAAUGUUUUGUUCGAUGUGAUUAUCAUAGUGAAUUUGGAACAACUUAUCUCUAUACUCUACCAUAUGGAUUUUGUAAAUUUAAUCGACUUAUAAGUAAUAUGUCAAAAUCUACAUGUUCAAUUGAUAAAAUAUCUACGGCAUUUAAUUAUGUUAAUAAUUUACUUCUUGAUUAUGAUUUAAUAGAAUUUGCAUCGAAAUUUCCAAUUCAAUUCUUAAAUAUUCAUUCUCUUGAUUUAGCAUUUCCAUUUAAUGAUGUUAUGUGGACAGUUUUACCGAAAUUUGAUCGAUUAACAUCACUUGAAAUCGUAUCAAUUGCAUAUUCAGAUGAAAAUUAUCGACCUAUAAAUCAUCUUCAGACAGUAUUAGAUCGUUCGAUUCAUCUUUAUUCAUUAACAAUUGAUUAUUUAAUUUUAUCAGAAUUAUCAACUGUACAAAUAAAUAAUAAAUCAAUACGUCGAUUGGAUUUAAUAUCAAAUGACGGACAUUAUUAUGGUUCAGAAUGUAUUUCAUUAAUACAAUCAAUUUUAGGUAAUCAAUGUGAAAUUUUAUUAAUUAGUAUUGAAAAUCGUACAAUUGUUCUUGAAUUAAUUGAAAAAAUGUCGAAUCUUCGAGCAUUAACCUUUGUAUGUCAAACAGAUCAAAUGGAUAUUAAUAAUGAAUCAUCAUCAUCAUCAGCAGCAGCAGAUGAUGAACUUUUUCAAUGGAUGAAACAUCAUUUACCAUCAUAUUGUUCAAUAUCCAGAGAUGAAAAUGAAACAGCUGUUGUUCAAUUAUGGAUACGUUAA